Molecule: messenger RNA, 1352 nt
Organism: Myxocyprinus asiaticus (Chinese sucker)
Lineage: Eukaryota; Metazoa; Chordata; Actinopteri; Cypriniformes; Catostomidae
Product: annexin A1-like
Exons: 13
Coding region: 47-1144 (365 amino acids)
Biological process (GO): positive regulation of G1/S transition of mitotic cell cycle; inflammatory response; positive regulation of T cell proliferation
Cellular component (GO): cytoplasm; plasma membrane
Molecular function (GO): phospholipase A2 inhibitor activity; cadherin binding involved in cell-cell adhesion; calcium ion binding
Source: RefSeq, a predicted model, not a curated record
GUGGGUGUAGGUGAGGAAUAAAAGGACCGGUUCUGCUCCUAAAAAUAUGCACUUCGUACCAACUCUUACAGACUUCACAGGGGAACAGCUCUUUAUAGCUACAAAGCACAAGAUGGCAUUCUUCCAGAAAUUUCUUGAGGAAAUCAGUAAUGAUGACAGGACCAGGGGUUAUAAAGGUGGUCCUGCUGAGACAGCAUACUUUGGAACAGUCAAGGCUGAUCCUAACUUUAAUGCCCAGAAUGAUGCUGCAAAGUUGAAGAAAGCCAUUGAGACCAAAGGUGUGGAUGAAGCCACUAUUGUGGAGGUGAUGGCAAAAAGGAGCAAUGCACAGAGACAACAAAUCAAAGCAGCUUAUCAGCAGAGUGCAGGAAAACCUCUAGCAGAUGAUUUGAAAAAGGCCCUGAAGUCAGAUUUUGAGGAGGUGGUCCUUGCCUUGUUGAUGACACCACCUGAGUAUGAUGCUUUUGAAAUGAAAAGAGCCAUGAAGAAUCUUGGGACAAAUGAGGCUGUCUUAAGUGAAAUUCUGGGGACCAGAUCAAACAAGGAGAUCACAGCAAUGAAGAAUACUUUCAAAGAAGUGUAUGGAGAGCUGCUGGAGGAAGAUAUUAAAAGUGAAACUAAAGGACAUCUUGAGACUGCAUUGGUUGUCCUUUGCAAGGCUACCAGGAGUGAAGAUUCAAACAUUGAUGAAGAACUGGCUAAGAGUGAUGCAAAGGCUCUGUUUGAGGCAGGAGAGCAUCGUGUUGGCACUGUGUGCUCUGUCCUGAUUGACGUCCUCACAUCCAGGAGCGAUGCUCAGUUGUGCAAAAUUUUUAAGUAUUACGGCCAAUACAGCAAGCAGAAUUUUGCUAAAGCCCUGGAGGGUGAGCUGCAUGGAAGCCUUGAGGACUGUCUGAUGACUCUAGUGAAAUCUGCUUGGAACAAACCUGCCUACUUUGCAGAAAAGCUCCACCUGGCUAUGAAGGGAUUAGGAACCAACACUGACACACUGACUAGAAUCAUUGUGAGCCGUUCAGAAAUCGACCUGCUGAAAAUUAUUCAAGAGUACAAGAGGAUAUACGGCAAAACCCUUCAAGAAGACAUUCUGAAGGAAACUAGUGGAGACUAUGAGAAGAUUCUGCUGGCUCUCUGUGGCACUCAAUAAACAUCUCUUACUCAAAUACAUCACCUAAAAAUGCAUGGCAAUUCAUCAAUUCACACAUUGUAUUCAUUACUAUGUAAACACAACUUAAUAUCCCUAUGGUGUGGUUUUUUAGAAGUGUUUCAUUGGAAUAUAGGUGAAAAAUAUCAGUCAUUGUGGAACUCAUUGUGUAUUGUGUUCCUUGACGAAUAAAUUCAGUUGGACACCGGAA